GGAAGCGUGUCAAGAAUAAUUGUAGAAGUGUGAGUCAUUUCCUCUCAUUGUGCCUAAGUGCCGUGUUGCAUCCGCCUUGAACACUUUACAGGGCUUAAGGGGCACGGCAGCAGGGCGUUGGCAGGGGCAGGUGGUACAGGAACGACACACACAAGGCCAUGUCGCAGCAAGGGAGGUCCAGCAACAAGUACGAGCCGAUAAACUGGCACGAAAUAUUCCAGAGGAUCGACCAAGAUGGGGACGGGUUCAUCCUCCGGUCCGAGCUGCGGCGUUACCUCCUGGCCACGCCCGUCAGCGAGGUGCCGCUCUCCGACGACAUGGUGGACGCGAUGCUCUACCAUGUCGACUACAACAACGACGGCUUCAUCAACCUCCAGGAGUUCUAUGGGCUGGUCAAUGUACCAGUGGACAAAGGUACCAGGUCGGUGCUACAGCGAACCCUGGUGGCCACGGCCUUCUCUAUGGCCCCGCGCUCCCAGGUGUCCCACGGUGACCGCCACUACAUAGCUGAGUACUCCUGCUGCCCGCCGCCCCUCCUCAUCCCUCUGCUCUGUACUGCUGAGGUCGGUGUGUUUAUCUACUAUGCGGUGACCAUGGGGGAUUUGGGUCCAUACUCCCCUGUGCCAUGGUCCUCCCCACUUAUCUAUGACCCCAGGAGGCGCAUGGAGGCCUGGCGCUUCAUCUCCUACAUGUUCCUCCACGCUGGAUACGUGCACCUGCUGUCUAAUGUGAUGGUGGCUCUGUUUGUGGGUGUGCCGCUGGAGAUGGUGCACAGGUGGUGGCGUCUGCUGCUCCUCUACGUGGCUGGUGUGUUGGCCGGCUCCCUCGCUGCCUCCAUGUUUGACCCCAAGUCCUUCUUGGUGGGGGCCUCAGGUGGCUGCUAUGCCCUCAUCGCUGCCCACUUUGCCAACAUCAUCAUCAACUGGGGAGAGAUGCCGUUCAACUGGGUGCGUCUCCUGGUCCUCCUCACACUCAUGGCCACAGAUAUUGGAGUUUUCGCCUACAUGACUCUCACCAACUCGGCCACCAGGGUGAGCUAUGUCGCACACUUGGCUGGGUUUGGUGCCGGGCUCCUGCUGGGGAUGGUGACACUGAGGAACCUAAAGGAGCAUCGCUGGGAGAUUGCACUCAAAUGGACAGGACUGGCAGUCUUCCUGGCCCUCAUCGCUGCUGCAGUGGUCAUCCAAGUGGCUUACCCCGACCUGGUGGGCCUCUACCCCCCUAUGCCUGAGCGGGCUGCAUCUGGCAGGCUGUUGGCCACCGAGGUGAAUGUGUAGGUUGGGACUGGCUGUCUUGUGGCUGCUAGUAGAAAGUAGUGCCUCUGGGUGUGUUUAUAGAUGGUGUCUCUAGCUGGGUGGUUGGGACUUAGGUCUAGAAAAGGGAUGUAGAGAGGAGAGCUGGAUGUGUGUCACUGGCUAUGGGACCAAUUUGCCAGAGUUUUUUGCUGUCUCUAGUUUCUGAAAACCUUUCAGAUAUGAAGUGACGAGGUAAAAUAGUUUGAAAUCAGAUGUUAAUUUAAUAAUAUUUAGGGCUGUCAGAAAUCUGGUCCAGUUUUGAGCCCAUUCUGAAUUGUUCUUAAGAUUUCUGGUUUGCCCAGUAGACGGUUUACUUGAAAGAUUUGUGUUCACCAAGUGCCUUAAAAGUAUUUUUCAUGAAGGCUGUGCUAAAGCAGUUGCUUUUUUAACAUCUUUUUAACAUACAUUUUUUUUAAUCUUUUUAACAUACCAGCAGUGAGUGUAACUUUGCUCUGGACUUUGUAUUUAUACUCUUCUGGAGGGCAUUUUUUAUAACACGCUUUAAAUAGCAACUGAAGAAUCUCGUGAGUCUUGUGUGAUCAGUGGAUCUGUUUUAGUCUCACCUUCUUGGUAUUAAGCAAAUUUAACUUGGAAUCUCGUAUGAAUCUCAGUACAUCUUUUAUAAACAUCUGAUCAAGGUUCUUUGAGUGGCAUAUUUUAAGAUCCUACUCUCAGGUGGGAACCAUGAGUGUUAUGGAGUAGUGUUAGUAGUGAGAAGAGCAACUAACAUAGUUAUUAGGUGAUAAACAUAAAGGAAUUUUAGCUUAACAUCCGGUCCCUGCAUUCCUGAGGCAGGUCAGUAGUUUAGUACAAGGUUUUGUUACAUGAUGGGAAGCAAGAUUUUCUUGUUGCAUUAAGGUGAAGGGUUGGGCAUCUGUUCCAACACCUUAUUCUCAUCUUAGGUAUUUUAUUUGUAGUUUUAUUUAUGCCAAACUUGUCAAAUUACUUGCAUUUUUUAUUUGAACAGUAUUUUAUUUUUAUUUGAACAAAGGGAGUGAAAUAGGUAAUAAGUGAGAUGGUUUUAAAACUCGUGUUCCAAAGUUGCCAAAUAGGAAUCAGUGUUGGUGAUGCAUUCAGUAGUUCUUCUUUCAUAAUUCUUGAAAAGGAAAGGAAGACUACUUAGUUAUGAUUGUUAAAUUUCAAAUAACAUUUUUCACUUUAUAAGUUUAGAGAGGUGUUUGGCGUUAUUUCAUCAGUAAUUUAUUCAUCCUUGCGUUUUUAAUUUACCAUCAUCAGUAUUCUUUUUCAUGUACAAACAGAAGAGCACAAAACUUACGUCCUCUUAUUUGGUGGUCAAGCCAAGAGAACAUGCUGAGAACUGACCACUAGCCACAGUGGCAUUUAGGUCUACAGCGCAGCUUGCUUCCCAUGCACAAAAAUCUUGCAGUAUACAUGCACAUUUUUCUUCAAGGCCCCAAUACGUACCAAUAAAUGUCUUUCAUAGAUGCCUAAAAUACCUGUUCUCUGCGCAGCAUAAGUAUUGUAUAAACUAAAACAAAUAAUGUAUGUAUGCUUGUAUAUAUUUUUGAUGCCAUGGUAGACAAACAUUUGAGAUUACCAGUGUGUAGGAUAAGCAGUGUGAGGCUAAAAUAAUGUGCAGGGUAAUGGACUUCCAUGUUAAAGAGUGGCCUAGAUGUGAGUGCCUUGCCAAUCAUGAGGGUCUUCCAAGGUGUGGGGAGUGGCAGCACAACCAACCUCUUGCAAAGGGUGUAUUGGGAACAAGUUAGUGUAUAGGAGAUGAGAAAAGAAAGGCAGGAGGUUGGGUGAAACGCGCAGUUAUUUUUGCUGUUCAUCCAGAUACAUUAUAACCAUUAUUUAACAUGUUUAAGAAGCUUUAUUUUAUCAGGGUUUCAGAUAUACUCAUAGAUAUUUUAAAUGUUGUAGCUGUCUAUACUAUGUCUGUUAGUUCAACUUCCACAUCUUGAGUACCUGCUUGUAUGGUUCUGUCUGUCUGUCCAUCUGUCUCUCUCUUCUCACCCUUCUCUACUCUCUUCUCUCCCUUCUUCUCUUCUCUUCUCUUCUCUUCUCUCCUCUCCCUUCUGCUUUCCUCUCCCUUCUGCUCUCCUCUCCCUUCUCUCAGCUUCCACAUCUUGAGUACCUGCUUGUAUGGUUCUGUCUGUCUGUCCAUCUGUCUCUCACUUCUCACCCUUCUCUCUUCUCUUCUCUUCUCUCCUCUCCCUUCUGCUUUCCUCUCCCUUCUCUUCUUCUCUCCUCUCUCCUCUCUCUUCUUCUCUCCCUUCUGCUCUCCUCUCCCCCUUCUCUUUUCUUUUCUUUUCUAUUCUUCUCUUCUCUCUCUCUCUCUCUCUCUCUCUCUCUCUCUCUCUCUCUCUCUCUCUCUCUCUCUCUCUCUCUCUCUCUCUCUGUAACAGACACUGUGACAUCUACCGUUCAAUAACUAUAUUUUUAUUUGAGUUUAUAUAUCAAAACUUAUAUCUAUACUCAGCCAUACCUUAAUAUAUAUAUGUACGCGCACACGUAGAUGUUUCACUAACGUAGAUUCUUAUUAAUUUUUAUACUGGAUUUAUACUUCGUUUUAUUUUACAUAAAAAUACUGUAAAAUCCUCCAUGUGGUCUUACAAGGGAGAAGAGGAGGAGGAGGAGGAGGAGGAAAAUAAAGACCUCUGGAAAA
Molecule: messenger RNA, 3924 nt
Organism: Eriocheir sinensis (Chinese mitten crab)
Lineage: Eukaryota; Metazoa; Arthropoda; Malacostraca; Decapoda; Varunidae
Product: rhomboid-related protein 2-like
Exons: 8
Coding region: 159-1277 (372 amino acids)
Cellular component (GO): membrane
Molecular function (GO): calcium ion binding; serine-type endopeptidase activity
Source: RefSeq, a predicted model, not a curated record